AGAAGAAACCGGGUCUGCACGUGUUACACAAACCCAGACGGAUAAUUUUUGAGUAAUUGUUUCAAACUUGGUUUUCUGCACCUUUAACUGGAAUAUAUCCGAGUAAAAAUGCCGAAGGUUAAGGCGGAGAAGAAAAGCAGGCAGCACCAAGAGGUCAGAAGCCAAGGGAUUAUGUUCAACACUGGCAUCGGCCAGCACAUCCUGAAGAAUCCUUUGGUCGUCAAUGGUAUCAUUGAAAAGGCUGCUCUGAGGCCGACAGAUGUGGUUCUGGAGGUGGGACCUGGUACUGGUAAUAUGACAGUUAAACUGCUGGAAAAAGCCAAGAAGGUGGUGGCCUGUGAGUUGGACUGCAGACUGGUGGCUGAACUUCAGAAAAGAGUACAGUGCACACCCAUGCAGACCAAACUUCAGAUAUUAGUUGGAGAUGUGUUAAAAACAGAUCUACCAUUCUUUGACGUCUGUGUGGCUAACUUACCAUACCAGAUUUCUUCGCCAUUCGUCUUCAAGCUCUUGCUCCAUCGACCUUUCUUCAGGUGUGCCGUGUUGAUGUUCCAGAGAGAGUUUGCUAUGCGGCUGGUCGCCAAACCUGGAGACAAGUUGUACUGCAGACUGUCCAUCAACACACAGCUACUGGCUCGCGUAGACCACCUCAUGAAGGUAGGGAAGAAUAAUUUCCGUCCUCCUCCAAAAGUGGAGUCAAGUGUUGUCAGGAUAGAACCAAAAAAUCCUCCCCCUCCAGUUAACUUCCAGGAGUGGGAUGGCCUGGUCAGAAUCGCCUUUGUAAGGAAAAACAAAACCCUCAGCGCAGCUUUCAAGUCGGCUGCAGUGGAACAGCUUCUGGAAAAGAACUACAGAAUUCACUGCUCUGUACACAAUGUGGAAGUCCCAGCAGACUUCAGCAUCAGCAAGAAGAUUGAGAGUGUUUUGCAAGAGGCCGAUUUCAGCGAGAAGAGAGCCAGGUCCAUGGACAUUGAUGACUUCAUGGUACUGCUGCAUGCAUUCAACUCUGCAGGGAUCCACUUUUCUUAAAUGGCAGGGGGGACUGAAGACAGCAGCUUUAUGACUCGUGCCUUUAUGAAGAGUGGGGGGAGAAGUUAGUGGUCGAAUGAGUAGAAUGAGUGGUCUGACUCAUCUUUCCUCUUAUGGAGAUUUGAUCGGAGGAACUGAAACUCCAUUAUUGAAAUAUACAAAGAAUAUUGGAGGAUACAUUUAAAGGGCUCAUAUUGAGUGUGCUAUUUGACCCUCAUGAGUAUACAUAAAGUGUCACUGGAGAUACAUGGGCAGUUUUUGGCAGAUAGAAGCUGUAUAAGCCCUCUCGGUUGUUCGAGGGACUGUCAGUGUGGGAAAAUUUGUCAUUCAUUGAAACUAAUCUGUAAUGGAUGAUUAUUCUAAUCAAAAAAUGGUCAAAAUGGGAAAAAAGUAAAUAUUUAAUAAGUGUAGCAUAUUAAAGAGUGUAUGUAGUCUGUCAAAAUAAGUUGACAUUGUGGACAAGUUUUUUUUUUUUAAUGUCACUUUUUUUUUUUUUUCACCUGUCACUACAUUAUACUGAAGACUAGGGUUGCAACUGUUGUGUACUUAUUAUAUAAAAUAGGUAUAAUACUCAUAACAGUUUAUUUAUAUUUAUGGUGCAGUCUCCAUUUGUAGCUAUUACAGUGCCAUCUGCGGAAGAAUAUGCAGAUGUAGUUACUCACUAUGACCGCUGGAGGGCAAUGAAGACAUGUAAAUGACGACAGUUGAAUUUUGCAGCGUCAAUUUAGACUGUUAUUAAUACUUCUGGCAGAAACCUUUCAAAAUAAAACUUUCAAA
Molecule: messenger RNA, 1806 nt
Organism: Toxotes jaculatrix (banded archerfish)
Lineage: Eukaryota; Metazoa; Chordata; Actinopteri; Toxotidae
Gene: dimt1l
Product: DIM1 dimethyladenosine transferase 1-like (S. cerevisiae)
Exons: 12
Coding region: 109-1029 (306 amino acids)
Biological process (GO): rRNA methylation
Cellular component (GO): mitochondrial matrix
Molecular function (GO): rRNA (adenine-N6,N6-)-dimethyltransferase activity
Source: RefSeq, a predicted model, not a curated record